Messenger RNA from Medicago truncatula (barrel medic), 3283 nucleotides. Its product is annotated as transcriptional activator DEMETER. Gene Ontology annotation, biological process: chromosomal 5-methylcytosine DNA demethylation pathway; DNA repair. The transcript has 19 exons. The coding region runs from base 1 to 3024 and encodes 1007 amino acids. NCBI's taxonomy places the organism in Eukaryota, Viridiplantae, Streptophyta, Magnoliopsida, Fabales, Fabaceae. The record is from RefSeq and is a predicted model, not a curated record. Gene Ontology annotation, molecular function: DNA demethylase activity; DNA N-glycosylase activity; 4 iron, 4 sulfur cluster binding.
AUGAGGGAGAAGACAAAUUCGUCUGCUGGUUUCAUGGCCAAACUAGGAGCUGCAAGUUCUGAAUUGGCUGGAGUACACAACAAAAUGAGUAGCUCUGACAACAAUUUGUUCAACGAUGAAGAUCAGAUGCCUGAUGUUUCGUCUCAAGAAGAUGUUGAAUUAUAUCCACUAGGGUCUUUAAAUAAAAAAAGGAAGAAUAGCCAAAAUGAUGUUAAUGAUCAGCCGCAAAAAACAGCCAAAAGGAAGAAAUAUCAACCUAAAGUGGUGUCUCCGUAUCCAGAGAAAUUAAAGAAAUUCCAUCCCGGAAGCAACGGCACUCCAAAACCAUCAACUCCGAAGCAGAGGAAAAGUUAUGUUAGAAAGACCGCCAACACUCAUGACAACAACACUCCAAAACCUUCAACUCCGAAACAGAGGAAAAGUUAUGUUAGAAAGACUGCCAAGAUUCCUGAGUGUCAAAAGCCAUUAUUUGUCGAUGAUGGAGAUUCCAUCUCUUUCCCAUUUUUGGAAUAUUUCAAAGAUUCAAAGGUUUAUCAGGGUGGAUUUGAAAAUUCAACUAUAACUAAUGAAUCUGGCAUCGUAUACAAUUCGGUACAAAGUUAUCAGAAAAUGUCUUCAUUGUCAGGUUUAUGUCUAGUUGAGAGUAGGAGAAUUGGACAAAAUUUUCCAAUAAUGUGUAAAAGGAAAAGAGUUAGAAGAGAAAGAAUAAGUUUGGUAAAACUCUUGCCCCCGUUUGCAAAGGGCCAGAGAUCAAAAAGUUUUGUUACGAAGAGAAAAUGUUGGACACAAUUUUGGGCAGAAGGAAAUUCUACAACCAGCCGAAAAAUGAGAUCUUUAAUCAAGAAAAUUAUUUCCUUGAAGAAAAAAAUGCAUCGAAAGAAAAAUAAGAGAGAUGUCCGCAAAAAGUCAGGGGAAUUAGUUCUUUAUAAUCGACCAUCAGCAGAAGUUGAAGUAAUGCUUGACGAAGAGACAUUACGAGUAUGGAAUUUACUCGUUGUUGAAAACAAACAUGAAGAGAAUGAUGAACAUAAGAGGAGGUAUUGGGAGAUGAUAAGAAAACUCUACCAUAAAAUGGUUAUAUCAUUCUUAGAUCAAGUGCAUACUGUUCAAGGUGAUAGACGAUUCUUACCAUGGAAAGGCUCAGUUUUGGAUUCCGUGGGUGGAGUUUUCUUAACUCAAAAUGUGUCUGACCAUUUGUCAAGCUCUGCAUUUAUGUCACUUGCUGCGAGGUUCCCUGUGAAAUUAGUUAGCGGUGAGCAAAGCAAAAACAUGGUUUUAUCGGAUAAAAAAAUGGAAGCUCAGAAAGCUAACGAAUCUUUCAUAGAGAGGAACUCAAAUUCUCCUCCUAGUAGGAGGAAACAAACAGACAAUAAAAAGAAGAGUAAGAAACAGGAGGAAAAAGAAAUGCUGGAAAAGAAAAUACUAGAAAAGAAAAUGCAACAUUGGGAAACACUAAGAAAAAUCCACUCUAAAAGUGAUCAACACAUUGAUCAUGCGGACUCUGUUGAUUGGGAAGCAGUAAGAGAUGCAAAUGUUAAUGAAGUUGCUGCAGCUAUUAAAAAGCGUGGUCAACAAAACAUAAUUGCUUAUAAAAUUCAGGUUGCAUUGAAGGGAUUUAUGGUUAACCAUGGAAGCAUGAAUUUAGAAUGGUUAAAAGAUAUACCACCAAAUGAAGCAAAGGAAUAUUUUUUGAGCAUAUUUGGAUUGGGUUUGAAAAGUGUGGAAUGUUUAAGGCUUUUAACUCUUCAACAUAUUUCUUUUCCGGUGGAUGUAAAUGUUGGACGAAUUGUUGUACGAUUGGGAUGGGUCCCCCUGCAACCAUUACCAGAAUCAAUUCAAAUACAUAAUUUAGAGAAGUUUCCGGAUCCAAUCAAAAUUCAACAAUAUCUUUGGCCAAGACUAUGCAAACUUGAUCAUCAAACAUUGUAUGAAUUGCAUUAUCAGUUGAUAACCUUUGGAAAGGUUUUUUGCACUAAGAGAAACCCAAAUUGCAAUGCUUGUCCGAUGAAGGACGGGUGUAAAUAUUAUGCAAGUUCUCUUGCAAGGACAAAACUCGCCUUACCACCAAAAUCAACCACAGAUCAAUCAAUUGUAGCAACCCAAAUGGAUCAUUGUUUCCCAUACUCUGAUUAUUGGAGCAAUUCUACAUCAACAUUAUUUACUAAAGAAAGUAAAGAAUGUGAACCUAUAGUUGAGAUGCCCGCAUCACCUGAAUUGAUUGACGAUGAUGAAGAGAUUUACCAUGAUUAUACUUAUGAGAGUGAUGAAGAAGAUAUUGAGAGUGACGAAGAAGAUAUUGAGAGUGAUGAAGAAGAUAUUGAGGAUAUUCCAACAUUUAACAUCAGUAGUCAAGAAUCAUCAUCAUGUCUGCCAAUGUAUGGUAAUUCUUUUGAAGAGUUUGACCAUGGCGUAAAUGCUUCACAAUCUUUAGUUGCAUUUCAUCCAAAUGCUACAAACAGUCAUUUAUCAAAAAUGAAAAAUGCUAGUCGCUUGAAAACUGAGCGCACAGUUUAUGUCCUCACGGAUAAUCACCCUCUUCUAGCUGAGUAUCCUUCACGAGAACAUGAUGAUCCAUCCCCUUAUCUUCUGGUUGUAUGGCGACCAGCCGAAUUAGAAAGCUCGGGCGAAUCAAGCAAGACUGACUUGCAUGAGGAAGAGAGUAGUCAGACUGAAACAGUUCCUGGAACACUUCUGAUACCAUGCCGAACUGCAAUGAGAGCCCGUUUUCCUCUGAAUGGAACAUACUUUCAAGUUAAUGAGGUUUUUGCUGAUUAUGCUUCAAUGAAAAAACCAAUUCAUGUUCCUAGAAAAUGGAUAUGGAGUCUAAAGAAACAGAUAGCAUAUUUUGGUACUGGGGCAUCAUCAAUGACGAGAGGUUUGUCAAUGGAAGAAAUUAAAGACUUCUUUUGCAAAGGGUUCAUUUGUGUGAGAGCAAUUGAUACAAACACAGGAGCUCCAAGACCUAUAUCAUCUAUAUUGCAUCGCAACACAACACUCAGAGUUCGGAAGACAAACAAAAUGUGAUGCAAAAUGAGUUACAAGUGAUUCAUGCCAGCACUUAAUAUCAUGAUUCUUUUACUAUGUAAUUUUUUUUUUUCUUGAUGCAUUUCAUUCACUAGCCUUGUUCGUAUUUUGACUUGAUGUAUCUAUGGGAUACACUCACUACAGUGAUACAGUUUUGUGGCAUCCAAAAUUAUGCGUGGCAAUAACGUUUUUGGUAUAACUAUAAUUGGUAUCUAAUUAUGUUUGGCCACAAGUAAGUGUGUUUGUUUGCUUUGUGAUG